AUGAUCAGUGUUUUAUUUGUUGUUCAAAUUUUAUGUUCCAUUUUUUUACCAUUAUGGCUAUAUAUUUGGAUUAGCAAAAUAGUUAAGAAAUACAAUUCAUCAUGUUUAGAUUUGAAACAAAACAUUCCAAGUAUUUACUUUUUGUUAAAAUAUUGGUGGGCAGAGUAUUAUAUUAACUGGAUGAAGAGAAGCGAAAAGAAUGUUUCAGAUUUUGAUAAUGACGAAAAGCGUCACCUAGCAGAUUCCAAAAUCAAAGAUAAAGAUAGUACCAAUAGUAUAUUUUUUUAUGGCGCCGAUCAGAAAGGAAAUUCUCUUGUAAUUAAAUUCACUCGUAGAGCGUUUAAAGUAGCAGAAAUAUCAUUGCAACUUGCUACAUCUGAUGGUCAACUAUAUGUUUUGCCUGAAUAUCCCGAUACUACUUUGACAAGUAGUUUGACUCAGAAAUGGACAGCAGGUGGCCUUAGAAUUGAAUUUUUAGACUUCCAACAACGCUGGAGAAUAAUUUACAAUGGAAUGCUUAGGAACUUAACUCUGGGUGAUGAAUGUAAUGACGAUAAUGUUGAACACAUCAGUAUUCAAUUCCGUCGGUUAAAGCCUGCAUUAAUAAUUUUUUUAAUUAGAUUUAUUGCACAUAGCCGAUCAAUGAAAUGGCCAGAAGAUUGGAGUUCAAAAUUACAUGCUGAAGCGUUAGCUUGUGAUCCUUGGAAAAAUCAUCAAUGGAUAAAUAAAAUAAAGUUAUUAGAGUAUAAAGGUUUUGAUCAAUGGGGAUCUAUGCUAGGUCAAGUAACGUAUAAAGAUGGAUCUAUUUCUUCGCUGUAUUUGCGCGGACUUCAUCAACAUCGUUGGGGAAAACACGAAUCUUAUGAAUUUUAUGAAUCAGUUAUGUUAUUUGGAGUAAUGUUAUAUGGUGCCAUGUAUUAUCUUAAUAUGAGUAGUACAAAACAUAGUUUUCCACAAAUACAGCUUGGUCAAUACAGAACUAGUAAUGAAAAUAAAUGUGAAAUUAGCAAAAUAGGACUCAAAUUAUCAGACUUUAGACAAGGAAAACUUAACAAUAAUUUGGAAUAUAAAACGUGGUUCAUAGCUGAAAAUAAAAGAUAUGAUAUUGUCAUAAAACCUAAUAAAGCAAUAACACUAUACUACGGUCAACCGUGGAAUUCAUUAAAUAAAAUUGUUACCGUGAAUUUGGAAAUGAAUGGGAAAGCAGGUGUUGGAUUACUGCAAUUAUGGUCUCUUUACAGUGGACCACAUAAAGGAAAAACAAUUGUACCUCUACCAUUGUUGAAACAACUUAGCGGUGCAGUGCAAAAAGAUGAUUACGUUAUAUAUUUCAAUGAUGGAAAAUGUCAAAAUGAAAAUAUUGUUGGUGGAAAAGGAUGUUCUCUCGCAAUGUUAACUUCCGUUAAAGAUGCAGAGUUUGUUGUACCAAGAGGAUUUUGUGUGACUGUUUUUGCUCUCGAAUUGCAAUUACGUACACACAAGGAAUUGCAAAAAGUAAUUAACGAUAUCGAGGAUGUCAGUGUUGGGAAGAAAGAUGGUGAUCUUCAGAAAUAUUGCGACAAAGCUAUUCAUAUCAUCGAGUCGACUCCUGUCAUUGACGAAGUGAAAGAUGCAAUUUUGAAAGCAAUAGAAAACUUAGAAUCAGAAAACCUUAAUGAUAAAUCAUCUAGGUAUGCAAUAAGAUCUAGUGCUGUAGGUGAAGAUAGUGAGGAAACCUCAGCAGCCGGUCAAAAUUCAACCUAUUUAAGUAUCCAAGGUGAAGAUAAUAUUGUCAAGAGCGUAGCCAAAUGUUGGGCAAGUUUGUUUUCAUAUCAAAGUGUCAAAUACAGAAAACAACAUGGUAUGUUUGUAAAAACAUCUAUGGGAGUAUGUGUACAAAAAAUGGUGGACGCUAAUGCUGCUGGUGUCAUGUUCACUAGGCAUCCAACUACUGGAGAUCCAUCGAAUAUUCUUAUUACAGCUAAUUACGGAUUAGGGGAGUCUGUUGUUUCAGCAACAGUUGAACCAGACACGAUAAUUGUUCACAAAAGUUGGGAUGGUAAAUUAACUGUGGAAAGUUCAUCAACGGGGAAUAAACAACAAAAGAUCAUAUCAAGUGAUAAUGGAGUUGUUACGAUUGAACUCAAUGAGCAAGAAAACAAAACAGUUUGCUUGUCGGAACAAAUCGCUUUGCGAUUAGCUGCUAUAGGAGCAGAUUUAGAAAUGUUGUUCGGUAGUGCCAGAGACAUAGAAUGGGCAGUGGUUAACGAAAAUAUUUAUUUGCUUCAAGCUCGGCCUAUUACCACUUUAUACACGUGGACAGAUUUUGAAUUGACACACGAGUUAGAUUCAGGUGUUCCUAGCGAUAUUGACAUGUUCACAUUUGCUAACGUGGGCGAAGUAUUUCCAUAUCCAUUGUCACCUUUGACAAUUUCUGUAAUUAUAAAAAUACUGAACGACUUAACUUGUAUUGCAUAUCAAACUAUAGAUAAUAUUUUCUUUCAAAUCGUUGGUAUGAGAAUUUGCAUAAACUAUUAUAACACGUUUUUACGACAACCUAGCAAAACUGUAACACUUGUCAACAAAGUCUCGGAUAUUGGUAUUUGCGGACAUGUUGUAGUAACUCCAGAAAUAAUGGAAGUUGCUCGUGAAAGAAACGGCGAAUCUACUCGUUUAGAUCGAAUUUUAUUGCUGUGCAAAAUGGUACUAGAUGCAAUAAAUAACGGUAAAGUAGAAAAAGCCGCAAAGAAGAUUCGCCAAAACUUGGAUUUAAAUGCAGACGAUUAUCAUACGGCUUAUAGUUUAUAUAAUAAAAUUAACCAACGUAAAGAUGUGUCAAAGGCAGCGGUGUGUCAUAUGCAUACAACAAGAGUCAGUGUCAUUUAUCAAAUGCUUGCAAUGGGAUUACUAACAAAUGGCUACGAAGAUAUCGUGCAAGAGCACUUUUCAGAUAUUGCAAUUUUAUUAGGUUCUUGCAGCGACAUUGUUAGUGGUGAUGUGGUAACAAGGCUUAACAAAAUAGUGCUUUAUAUUAAAAGAAAUGAAAAAGAUGAAGAGUUUAGAAAAGUUGAUCCAACUAAAGGUAUCGAUUGGUUAAAAGUUAAUUGUCCACAAGCUGCAAACGAAUUGGAUACUCUUCUUAAAGAGCAUGGACACAGAUGUAUUCAAGAAAUGGAUUUUAUAUCAGAACCAUGGUCUCUUAGACCCCACGAUCUUAUUAGUACGCUUCAGACAAUGAUAGUGGGUGCGAAACCGAAUAAUUCAAAUAAAUCACUCAACGUGGAAGAAACAUUAGCGCAAUUGAAAACACCAAAGAAAGAAUCUACUAAAUGGAUUUUGAAGAAGCUUGUACCCCUAUCUAGAAAAGCUGUUGUUUGUCGAGAAUUGACAAAAUCGAUAUUAGUCAGUGUUACACAUAUGUUUAGACUAGCUUACAGAAGGCUAGGAAAACUGAUGGUUUUAGAAGGAUAUUUACCCAGCGAAGACUUAAUAUUCUUUUUAACACAUGAAGAAAUAGGAAAACUGUUGACUCAUCACGAUGCAGCAUUAGUACAAAAAGCGACAUAGAUAUAGCAGUAGAUGAAAAAUCAGCAAAGAUUCAAGGAACGCCAGUGUGUGGAGGCUCUGUUCUGAACAGAGCGUGCGUAAUCACAGAUUUAUCAGAAAUACACGCGUUAAAACAGGGUGAUAUUUUAAUUACUCACGCUACUGAUAUUGCUUGGAGUCCAUACUUCCCAUUACUUAGCGGUAUAGUUACGGAGUUGGGAGGACUUAUUAGUCAUGGAGCUGUAAUAGCUCGAGAAUACGGUCUUCCAUGCAUAAUUGGAGCUAAGAAAGCUACACAAAUGUUUGAAACAGGUAAUAUAUCGUUGUUUUUCAAGAGGAAGAAAAGACAAAUGCUAAGAGAUAUAUGUAUAUACACAUUUCUAGGAGAUACUGUGCUAUUAACCGCAAAUACUGGUGUUUUGCAGUUGGUGAAGAAACAUGAUUGA
This is a messenger RNA of Heterotrigona itama, 3971 nucleotides long. Lineage: Eukaryota; Metazoa; Arthropoda; Insecta; Hymenoptera; Apidae. The record is from the annotation of a GenBank genome assembly.